AUGGAUGGCCCUGAUCAAAUUGGCCCGGACUACCGUCCCAAGCGCACCCUGGCGGAUCGUGGCCGCCGCAUCGUCAAGACCUUGACCACCCGUGAGGGCCUCUUUGGCGACUAUGACUACGCUUUCCUGUUCACGCCGCGCAUCCCCUUCAUCACCAAGGGCCACAGCACCGCCCCGUUCUUCGGCCUCGACGACAAGGUGCCCGUCUUUUUGGCCCUGCUGCUCGGCCUACAGCACUCCCUGGCCAUGCUGGCGGGUGUGAUUGCGCCGCCGCUCAUCCUCGGUGGCAGCGGCGGCGUGGGCUUUGUCGGAGCCCAGUAUCAGUAUCUCGUCUCCACCUCGCUGAUCGUCUCGGGUCUUCUGUCGGCGGUGCAGAUGGCCCGCUUCCACGUCCACAAGACCCGCUACUACAUCGGCACCGGACUCAUCUCCGUCGUCGGCACCUCCUUUGCAACCAUUACCGUCGCGACCGGCACCUUCGCCCAGAUGUACCAGACCGGCUACUGUCCGCUGGAUGACAACGGCAACCGCCUGCCCUGCCCAAAGGGCUACGGUGCGCUGCUGGGCACCUCCUGUCUCUGCGCGCUGCUCGAGAUCGGCCUCUCCUUUUUAAGCCCGCGCGUGCUCCGCAAGGUGUUCCCGCCGCUGGUAACCGGCCCCACGGUGCUGCUCAUCGGAGUACAUCUCAUCGAGAGCGGCAUCAAAGACUGGGCCGGUGGCUCUGGCGCCUGCGGUGAGAACCCGGCGGCACAAAUGCUCUGUCCCAGCCCCGACGCCCCGCGGCCCCUCCCCUGGGGCAGCGCUGAGUUCAUCGGACUAGGCUUCCUCGUCUUCGUAACGAUUAUCCUGUGUGAACGCUUCGGCUCACCUAUCAUGAAGUCGUGCGCCGUUGUUAUCGGCUUACUGGUGGGCUGCAUCGUCGCCGGCGCGUGCGGCUACUUCGACCAGUCCGGCAUCGACGCCGCCCCUGUGGUCUCCUUUAUCUGGGUGGAAACGUUCCCGCUCUCCCUCUAUCCACCCCUUAUCCUCCCCUUACUGGCCGUCUAUAUCGUUAUCAUGAUGGAGUCCAUCGGCGAUAUCACCGCCACCUGCGACGUGUCCCAGGUGGAGGUCGAGGGGCCCAGCUUCGACACGCGCAUCCAGGGCGGCGUGCUGGGCAACGGACUAACCUGUCUGAUUGCCGGUCUGGCCACCAUCACGCCCAUGUCUGUGUUUGCCCAGAAUAACGGCGUCAUCGCCCUGACCAAGUGUGCUAACCGCAAGGCCGGUUUCUGCUGCUGCAUGUUUCUUGUCCUUAUGGGUAUCUUUACUAAGUUCGCCGCCGCCCUUAUCGCCAUCCCUAAGCCUGUUCUAGGCGGUAUGACUACCUUCCUCUUCUCCUCCGUUGCUAUCUCUGGCGUCCGCAUUAUCUCGACCAUCCCCUUUACCCGUCGCAACCGCUUCAUCCUCACCGCCUCCUUCGCCAUCGGAAUGGCCGCCACUCUCGUCCCGGAGUGGUUUAAGUACUUCUUCACCUACAGCGGGGACAACCACGCCCUGCAGGGUCUGCUCGACGCCGUCGUCCUCGUCAUGACCAACGGUUUCGCCGUCACCGCCGUGCUGGGCCUGAUCCUCAACAUAUGUCUACCGGAAGACCCAGCCGAGGAGGCCGCCCUGCUGGGCUUGCCGUCGAAUAACGCCGGCGAGACCACCGUCACUGAGAGCCCGGAUUCCUCCACCCAUUUCAAGACGGAUCCGGAUCCCCCGGCGCCCAACACCAAGGAAGGGGGUGAUCGCGGCCCCGGGCGUGUAUAA
Molecule: messenger RNA, 1794 nt
Organism: Aspergillus puulaauensis
Lineage: Eukaryota; Fungi; Ascomycota; Eurotiomycetes; Eurotiales; Aspergillaceae
Product: nucleobase:cation symporter-2 family protein
Exons: 1
Coding region: 1-1794 (597 amino acids)
Biological process (GO): transmembrane transport; xanthine transport
Cellular component (GO): fungal-type vacuole; membrane
Molecular function (GO): xanthine transmembrane transporter activity
Source: RefSeq, a predicted model, not a curated record